AUGCCAACCUACCUCUGCCACGGCUUCCGCUGGCAGCGCCGCUCCAUCCGCGUCUACACCGUCGUGCAAGACCUCGACGACGUCUCGCCCGAGUGGCUAAUCCGACCCACCAGCUCGCGCUGUCUCCUACAGAGUUUUUACAACUUGUUUGAGUUUUUGCCUUAUUGCUCCCCGCAAGGUGGUGAGAGUUGGGAGGAUAGCGAGGAGAGUGACGAGGACGAGGGUGAGGACGGAGCAAGUGAUGAGGAGCAGGAUGGGAAGGGGAAGUUGAUAGGGGGUAGUAGUUGUGGUGAGGAUGGUGAGGAAAAAAGGGAUGAGAGGAGUCAGUGGCCCGAAAGGGUGGAAAGUCUCGGUAUACUUGGUGGCGGUUCGGGAGGGAAAGUAAGGGGAAAGGGCAAUGGGAAAAGCGUCGAAGGAAGGCACAAGGGUGACGAUGCCAGUUCAGCCAUCACCGCCAUCCAUGUGAGAGGCAGCAGUAGCAGCAGUAACGAGCCAACAAGUCGUACUGCCAGCCGCAGUCCUAGCCUGAAACUCCCGUUGCAGGGCUCACGAACCUCGUCAUCAAAGACUCGCCAAACCUCUACCACCGCAACCACCCUUACUACUACCACCACUAUUCCAUUCGCCCCGGUAUCGAGGAGCCCAAGCACCUUGGGGGUUUCUUCUUCUUUCGAUGGUGGACGAAAGAGCAAGAAAACGAGUCGAAGCAGGAGUUCCUCCCACAGUCCCAACCGCAAGAAAGAUGAACUGAGCGCCCAACGCUGGUCAGCAGUCAAAGUCAUCGAAGAAUACGACCCCAACAACCUCGACGAAGUCUCGCGGCCUUACGCCUACAUAUCCGAUCACGUCGUGCGCGUCGACGGGGCGGUCGAUAUCCUUGCGGAAGUGAGGCGGUAUGAAGAGCGGAUGCAGCAGGAACAGAAGCAGGGGCAAGGGCAGAAGCAGAAGCAGAAGCGUGGGGAGAAUGGAGAGGAGGGGGAAAAGGGAGGACAUGGACGCGAUUAUUCCAUUAUUAAUAACAAGAAGAAUCGUGAUAGCGCCGGGAGCGGAGGUACAGCAGCCGGUCGUUCUAAUGACGAGGAGUUUCAUGAUGCUCUUGAGCAUCCUGAGGAGGAGAAGGAACAGACUUGGAUUGAGCAGCUGAGAGAUGAACUUCAGCGCGGGGAGGAACUGCAAUGGUAUGUGGUCGUCAACGGGGACGAGGAGCGGAAUUACUCCAAUGACUCGGACGAAGAAGACGACGGCGUUUCGGACGAGGAUGAAAAUGAAGAUGAGGACUACACUGAGGAGGAAAUUUCGUCCAGAAGCAACUACAACUACAACUAUGGAACCUCCUACGGAACCGAAGACCAUCUCACGGCCUACUCGGAACUCUCAAACCACCAUUCAUCUCUCGCUGCACACCCACCAACCAUAAGCCGACCCUCCGUCUCCCACUCCGGAUCCAGGACUUCUUCCCGCGCCCGCGGCGGACAAUCGAAAUCCAGAAGCCAAAGCCGAAGUCAUUCGCGAAGUCAAACUCGCGGCGGACAGCACCGUAGCCGCAGCCGACAGAGACACAGCAAGAAGUCACGCAGACCAAAACCGACCAAAGAACAACGUCAACAUCAUGCGCAGCAGCCUAAUAGCAAACUCAACCUCAACCCCAACAUCAACAAUUCUAACAUCAACAACAACUCCAACUCCUACGUCGAUGGCUACGAACACAACCACAAGAAGAACAGCAACAAUGACCACAGCCAGGGGAUCACCACCGCCGCCGACGGCCAUGCGAAAUACGAAAGCGAUCAUUAA
Messenger RNA from Sordaria macrospora k-hell, 1794 nucleotides. The record is from RefSeq and is a predicted model, not a curated record. Lineage: Eukaryota; Fungi; Ascomycota; Sordariomycetes; Sordariales; Sordariaceae.